AUGGGGAUGCUUAUAUUAGAGGACAGAAUGGAACAUGUUCCUGGCACCACCCGAUAUUUCGAUGACCCCGAAAGACCCCAGGUCGCAAGUGCUGCAUCUGCCGGCUUGAAAUGUGAUACAUCAGGUCCUGUCCCUAUCAUUCUCGUUCCCCAGCCCACCGAUGACCCAAGGGAUCCUUUGAAUUGGCCAUUGUGGAAGCGCGAUGUUAUUCUACUCGUCCUUUCGCUCGUUUCGAUAUUCGCAACUUGUCUGGGUCCCAUUCUCGCUGCAAAUACCCUAACGCUUUCGUUACAUUUCGGAUUACCAUUCACCGAAAUUGCGCUUCUUACCGGUUACUAUCUUAUGGCCGUUGGAGCGAUUGGUAUCUUCUACAUACCUUCGGCUAGGAUUUGGGGCAAGAGACAUCAAUUCCUUCUAGGAACUAUUAUUUUGAUCUUCUCGAGUGCUUGGGGUGGCGCUUCUAAAUCUUAUGCGAGUCUACUUUGGGCAAGAAUUUUUCAGGGAAUUGGAACGGCUCCUUUUGAAGCUUUGGUAAACGCUACUGUUGGUGAUAUAUAUUUUGUUCAUGAACGUGGCAAACGUAUGGCUUUAACAAAUCUUGCAGUGUUUGGUGGUUGCUUCUUCACUCCAAUUCUCGUUGCAUCUAGCGACGAAUUAGAUCAAUUCGUCUUGAAGCCAGGUCACGAAUUAGAACAAGUUCUACGAGGGCCUAAAACAAUAGAAACCAAUAUUUCAGCAAAUAGUAACGCUGGAUUAUCCACACAAGAUAACCCAAAAAUAAGCCACACUUUAUAUGGCAAAGCCAAAUCGAAUUAUAAAAGCACGCUCAUGCCAUUUAGUGGUCGCUACUCCGACGAAAGUUUCUGGAAACUAUGUCUACGACCAUUCCCUCUGUUUUUCCAGCCCGCAAUCUUCUGGUCCUGUCUCAUUCAAGGGACCCUUAUUGGCUGGACCGUCUUCAUCGGUAUAAUUCUGGCGGCAAUCUUCCUCGGUCCACCUCUUUUCUGGGAUGAAGUUAAAACUGGCUAUGCCUACACCGGUGCCUUCGUCGGCGCAGUUCUUGGAUUUGUUGUCGCGGGUGUUCUUUCCGACUGGAGUGCUAAAUACAUGACAAGAAAGAAUAAGGGUAUCUAUGAGCCAGAAUUCAGAAUCUUACUGGUUAUUCCGCAGUUUAUAUUCGGAUGUGCGGGUCUCUAUGGAUUUGGGAUUACGGCGAAUAGACCAGUGGAUUUUGGCUGGUUUUGGCCGAUUUUCUUCUUUGGCUUGGAGGUUAUGGGAAUGGUUAUUGGUGCGGUGGCUAGUUCUCUUUACAUUGUUGAUGCUCAUAGAGAUAUUGCCAUUGAAGCAUUUACCUGUCUUUUGAUAUUCAAGAAUUUCUUCAGUUUCGGCCUCACAUGGAGUGGAUAUGACUGGCUGGUCAAAAAUGGCGUCUACAGUACUUUUAUGAUUAUCUCGAGUAUUCAGGUCGGUGUUUGUUUAUUAAGUAUUCCAAUGUAUAUUUUCGGGAAGCGAAAUCGCGCUUUCUUUCAUAAACAUGAUGUUCUAGCGCUUUUGGGUUUGAGAUGA
Messenger RNA from Sclerotinia sclerotiorum 1980 UF-70, 1566 nucleotides. RefSeq lists its product as hypothetical. Gene Ontology annotation, biological process: transmembrane transport. Gene Ontology annotation, molecular function: transmembrane transporter activity. The record is from RefSeq and is a predicted model, not a curated record. NCBI's taxonomy places the organism in Eukaryota, Fungi, Ascomycota, Leotiomycetes, Helotiales, Sclerotiniaceae. Bases 1 to 1566 code for a protein of 521 amino acids. The transcript has 8 exons.